UGUUUUUUUUUGUCUUGUUUUGUAAAAUGAAUAAACUUCUGCGAGAAUGCAGCAGAUGUGUCUAUUUUUAGCACAGAUGCAGUUGUGCUAGAGUAGUACGUAUAGUGUCAUAAUGAUGGCGGAAGGUUGAUGAGAAUUUCAAGUUUCUGUAAUGUAAAAACAGAUUUUCAAUCAUGGCAGAAAGGUUGUCGGGCGACGAGCAUGAUGAAUCUGCACAAAGAGUGAAACAAAUGGUAUCCACUGGCAGUGAAGUUGUACAGAUGGCGUUAACCGUUGUGGCGGGGGCGGGCAUAUUGUAUGGUAUUACUGAAUAUCACCGAAGGUUAUGCGGAAUAGAUCCAUAUGCUGCGUCUCUAUUCCUGAAGGCAUUACGAGACGGCACUGAACAAGAUAAUUACAUUCGUGUGAAUGUUGUUGGAAAUUUUGGGCAAGGUAAAACGUCAUUGGUGCGUAGAUUGAUUGGGGAAAAAUAUAACUGCGAUAUUAUGAGUACUAAUGGAAUUGAUGUAGUACGAUAUAUAUGCCAGAAAACAACCAGUGGUGAGAUAUCGUACACAGAACAAAGAGGAAUAGAUUCAUAUGAAUUUGUGCGGCGAGUCGUGGGGGCAAAGAUAGAUGCAGACACACAUAAAAGUCCAAAGGCAACACAGCAUCAUGUCUCCUCAAUGACUGCUGAGAAGCAACGAAAAAAGAAUACAGUUAAGUCAGAUCUGAUUCCAAAAGGACUCUCAAUAAAGGACUUUGAGGUUCUGACUAAAGUAACCAGAAGUAAUUUACGAAAGCAGCGUUUUGUUUCGGAUUCUGAAGCAGUACAUUUCGACUUGUGGGACUUUGGAGGCCAGCAUAUAUUCUAUGCGACUCAUACAUUAUUCCACAGUAGCAGAGCUGUCUAUCUUCUUGUUUUUAACCUAUCUUUACCUCUUCGUGAAUGCGUCCAAGAUGCUCCCGAGGAAGGUUGUCUAAACACUGAUGAGCAUACAAUGGAAUACUUUCUGCGGUUUUGGGUAAACUCAAUUCAUUCCUUUGUGGGACAUGAAGAUGGGUUGAAACCACCGAUUAUACUAGUUGGAACACAUAAGGACAAAUUAGGACAAGACGAAACAGAAAUAAAGAAGAAAUCUGAAAAGACAUUUGACAAAGUUAGAAAAUUGUUUAAAGGCAAACAGUGUCUCUGUCACAUCAUACCUGAGGAGUUUGCAGUUGAUAACACAGAUCCAAAAGCUGAUACUUUUUCUGAACUUCUGACAACUAUCCUACGGCUAGGCCAUGAGAGCACAUCAGAAUCUAUACCAACAAAGUGGAUUCAGCUAGAAAAAGCCUUGAAAGCAAGUCAGAAAAAAGGCAUUGUUACACUGAGAGAAGUAAAAAAAGCCAAUCAAGGAAUUACAUAUCCUUUAGAAAAUCUAGAGCAAAUAAAGCUGUUUCUUAAAUAUCACCAUGACAGGGGUACACUGUUUUAUUUUGAUGAAACUCCGAUAUCAGAAUACGUGGUACUUGAUCCUCAGUAUUUGAUAGAUGCUUUCAAAUGCAUAAUAACAGCUCCCAGAUUGCGACGUAACGCUCCAGAUCUUCAAACAUACUGGCAACGUCUCGAAGAGGAAGCAAAACUUGAAAUGGAACUGAUCAACAGCCUUUGGAGCACCGAGAAGACGAAAGAUUUUAUGCAACACAAAUUUGUCCUACUUUCAUUUCUGAACAAGAAUCUUAUCAUUUCAGAAGCUUUGGAGUACAAUGAAGAUACAGAAACUUCCGCAGGCCUCGGCUGGUACAUCGUUCCAAGUAUGCUGAGAGAUCACAUUUCGGCGACAGAAAUAAGCAGCUUCCUCAGUGAGAAAAGUCAAACAAAAAUUCGAUUCAUUCUGACGUUCGACAACUCCUCCAUAGUUCCAGUUAUUUACCAUCGAUUGAUUGCAGCAUGUGUUGGGAAAUGGUCAGUUGCUUCAUAUAAGAACAAAAAACUUCUGUACGAAAACCUUGCAGUCGUCAGGCUGGAUAAAAUAUAUGCAGGCCUUCUAGAAAUGGAUGACAUUAUGAUAGAGCUUUCUGUCAUUGCACCUACCUAUGGUCAUCAAAUAAAAAGAGAGAUUGCAGACUGUUUUCGUAGAUUUGUUGAAUCAGUCGUUGUGCACGAAUUCAGAAAACAUCAAACUGCGGCAGUGCAAAAGCCUAAACCUUACACUGUGUGGUAUAGAUGUACUCAUCCAAGUCACAAACUUCGAAAAAGCGAUGUUGGCAAACCAAUGUCUUAUCUUGAUGAUGAAGAUGAGGUUCUUUGUCCUGAUUCAGAGUCUCAUUUAAUAAACGUUAAAUGCGCUAAAUCCGAGUGGUUUCAGGGCGACAGAGUACUGGACAUUCCAGACGUAGAGCUGUCAAUGCAACAUCUAAGCACACUGUCUACUUGCAUUGGAAGGAAUUGGGAAUGUAUUGCACCAGAUCUUCAGUUGACACAGGUGAAUAUUGAUCAUAUCAAAGAAGACAACAAAGGGAAUACGCAUAUGCAGAUAUACGUUAUGUUACAGAAUUGGAAAAUGCAACAGCUAGAGGCUGCAACCAUGAAAAAACUGAUUCUUAUACUUCGAAAUCGUCCUGUUGUGAAUGUUGACUGGGAUAAAAUCAGAACUGUUGUGGAAGAAAUAAAUAACAAUAAAUAAUAAUUACUAUGUCAGAUUGUACCAUAUAUGAUAACCUACUGGAAAAAUAUUUAAUUGAUAAUAGACAGAAAUGUGUAGUAACAAAAGAAACUUGUGCAAUCUAUAAAAAGGCGGAUGCAAAAUGAAAUAAAAAUAAUGCAUUAUAUGUGUGAUUGAGCUAUGCGGGCGGGCAAAUGAAUGUGUGAUUGUUUAUUUGCAGCAAUAACUUUAAUUACAUCCUUACUUUUCUCUAACUAAUUGACAAUCGAAGUAGGUAUUUACUUAUUUACAAAUAUAAGACGACUUAAAACACUUAAUGCUGAUAUAUUGUGCAUAAAUGACACCUAAAAUCUACAACUUGAAUUAGAAUGAUUAAUUUGAACUACACCAGUUGAUUGUCCACAUUACUUAAAACGAAGUAAAGACGCAAAAAUCAAUCAAACACCAGUGUAGGUAAGAUGCACACUCAGCGUUUUCACAACUAGAAUGAACCACGUGUACCUUAGGGUCUGAGCCAUGCCAACCAUAUCGAUUCCAGCAAUUGGAUUUUGGAUCUUAAUUCAUCUUAACAGUAUGUGUUUGUCUGUAUUGCCAAUGUUUAAUAAUAGUUGAUAGAGAUCUGGUAGAAAAAGUGGAAAAAAGAAGUGAUUUAACUUAGUCGGCCUGGCUUUUCAAAGCUUCUUGAAAGAUGACAAACGACAGAAAUGGAAUGAUCCCUUCGUUUUUUUGAAAAAAGUAACAAAAUAAAGUCAAGUUGUUUUUUUGACAGUUCGUCGUUGUGCUAAAAAUUUGCCGUUAACUUAGUGCGGUCGUCCUUGUUAAUUGCGGUUAAUAUGCAUAUUAAGAAAGAAGAACUUGUUUAAAACAUGCAGUAAAAUUGAUGAGGAACAUGCUGGAAUAACUGAAGUAAAUAAAGACAUAUCAUUUA
Messenger RNA from Mercenaria mercenaria, 3558 nucleotides. RefSeq lists its product as uncharacterized. Gene Ontology annotation, molecular function: protein binding. NCBI's taxonomy places the organism in Eukaryota, Metazoa, Mollusca, Bivalvia, Venerida, Veneridae. The transcript has 5 exons. The record is from RefSeq and is a predicted model, not a curated record. Bases 174 to 2651 code for a protein of 825 amino acids. Gene Ontology annotation, biological process: signal transduction.